AUGUCCAACCGCCGACCCUCCAAAAAGCAUCUGAAAGAAGCGCCGUCGGUGGCGGACAUGCUCACCUCGCAGAGGCCUACACCACGUGGCGUCCCGGCGGCCACCAGCCCCACAGGCCCGGAACAGCCUAACCCCCCCAAAUCAAAGGAUCCCCCCAUGGAGGCAUCCUCAACUGCCAUUCUGCACUCCCUGGCAGAAGUGAAGGGUUACCUUGCGGGGGAAAUCAAACGCACAGCGGCGGAAGUUAAGGCCGAAAUCGCGGCCAGAGGGGCCAGAACCGCCAUUAUAGAGCAACGCAUGGAGACUGUGGUCACAGCUCACAACUCUGCCUCAGCCCUCACCAACACUCUGCUCCACAAAAUCACUGACCUAGAGCUGGAGCUAGAGGAUGUCUCGAAUCGAUCGAGACGCAAUAACAUGCGAAUAAGAGGCCUACCGGAAUCCGUGGAAGAAGCAGAUCUGGGGGAGACUAUAGCAACAUACUUCAAACAACAGCUCCCUGACAUCCCUGAACAUCUCUCGCUGAUUGAUAAGGCGCACAGAGCCCUUUGAGCGCGACGCCCUAAACAUAGUCCCCCAAGAGACGUAAUUAUGAAAUGGCACUAUUAUAAAACUAAAGAGGCCAUCCUACGACUCGGCAGAACAACAACGUUUGAAAUUGCUGGCUCGGCUAUACAGCUAUAUCAGGACAUUGCUCCAGCCACGCUCCUACGGAGAAGAGAGUGGAAGCCGGUAACUGACCUGCUGCACGCGAGAUUUGCUUGGGGAUACCCAUUCAAAAUCCUUGUCUUUAACGGCCCUAAACCAGCAAUACUCCAACCGUCCUCAGAUAUUGUGGCAUUCCUUAAAGGCUUGGACAUUGAUGUGCCAGAAGAUUUCCCACUCCCAGCCACUGCUCCGGCGUCACUACCCAUGAUCCCCGCCGACAGCAACGCCAUGUAA
Molecule: messenger RNA, 942 nt
Organism: Pelobates cultripes (western spadefoot toad)
Lineage: Eukaryota; Metazoa; Chordata; Amphibia; Anura; Pelobatidae
Source: the annotation of a GenBank genome assembly